Molecule: messenger RNA, 1296 nt
Organism: Maudiozyma barnettii
Lineage: Eukaryota; Fungi; Ascomycota; Saccharomycetes; Saccharomycetales; Saccharomycetaceae
Gene: TTI2
Product: Tti2p
Exons: 1
Coding region: 1-1296 (431 amino acids)
Source: RefSeq, a predicted model, not a curated record
AUGGCUAUUGAAGAAUUUUCAUUAUUGAUAAAUAAGUUCUUCCAGGUAUGCGAUAGAGCCACCGAUCCACUAGAGCUUCCUCACGAUCUGUUAGAUCUUGUAAUCGCCGCCCAGCUCAGCGAUUUUAAUUGCAAUGAUAGAUAUAAGGUAUUGAAAUGCGUGUCGUAUUAUAGUUUGCAUCCAGAUUUACCAACCAAGCGUAAAAUUAUUAAUUACUUUGAGAAGUAUUCCUCUGAUUCUGAUGGGCUGAUGAACUAUCUUAUUGACGAGCUGAAGCCAAUGCUAUUGAGAUCAAAUUCAUCCAGAAGAAAAAUGGCUAAUGUACAUACCGGACUAAAUCCAACUUUGGGGUUCUCCUUCGAGGAGGAUACUUUUAUAACAGGAUGGAAGGCUAAUGGAGGAUUGAAGGGUAUACCGUUGUUUUAUAUGGUGUUGAGACAUUUAAAUAAAAGUCAAAUAUCAGUUAAUUUAAACUGGAUCAUCCCAGGUAUCAUGAACAUGUUAGACAACACAUCAGAAUUAAAAAUGAUUAAAAUGAAAGGCGUUUUACUUUUAAAGACAUUUCUAUUAUAUUGCUUUGAAAGCAAUGAAAGUACAACAGGAAAUUGGAUUUCUUUCAAGCAAACGGGUGUAUUCGAGAUGGUAGAUCCAAUUCUAAAGAACAUGUGCUAUUUCCUACCACCUAGUUACAAUGAACAUGAUUCAUUGGAUAUUCUUGAAGAAGUCUAUGAUACAUUAAUUGUGUUAUAUAAGCGUGGUUUGAAUAAUGGAAUGAUGAAACGUAAGCUUGGUACGGUGCUACUAUCAGAUAUAAUAUUGAGACAUACUUUGCCUAGGAUUGGAAUAAAAUACGAAGCUCUUUUGCAAUUUCAACUUGAUAGUGUGGAAAGAAUUAUAGACAUUUUAGACGAUAAUACAGUGAUACAUUUGCAGAGGAUUAUAUACACAUUUGGGGAGUAUAUAAUACGAGAUCCGUUUUUGACUACUAUUAAAAACAAUAACAUUUUACCUAAAAUCAUUGAUGUGUUCAAUAAAAUCGUGAACAUAUGUCCAGAAGAACGAAUACAAGCCCAUAAAUAUGACUUUGUGGCAGCUGUUUGUAUCAUCUUCCAAAAAUAUGACUCUGAGGGUGGUGUGAGUGUAGAGUUAUUAAACGACCUGGGUAAAUUUUUGGACAACUUGGUCGUAAAAGGUUGUAACCUGGACGAUAUUAUUACCCCACUGAUGAAGGAAAACCCACAGUUUAAGGAAUUACUAAUAAAUAAACUACAGGAGACUAAAGAUAUUAACGUUUGA